This is a messenger RNA of Canis lupus familiaris (dog), 308 nucleotides long. Its product is annotated as mitochondrial pyruvate carrier 1-like. The transcript has a single exon. The coding region runs from base 39 to 302 and encodes 87 amino acids. NCBI's taxonomy places the organism in Eukaryota, Metazoa, Chordata, Mammalia, Carnivora, Canidae. Gene Ontology annotation, biological process: pyruvate import into mitochondria. The record is from RefSeq and is a predicted model, not a curated record. Gene Ontology annotation, cellular component: mitochondrial inner membrane.
CAGACUAUGUCCGGAGCAAGGACUUUCGGGACUGCCUCAUGAGUACGCAUUUCUGGGGCCCUGUAGCCAACUGGGGUCUUCCCAUUGCUGCCAUCAAUGACAUGAAAAAGUCUCCAGAGAUUAUCAGUGGGCGGAUGACAUUUGCCCUCUGUUGUUACUCCUUGACAUUCAUGAGAUUUGCCUACAAGGUCCAGCCUCGAAACUGGCUUCUGUUUGCAUGCCAUGCCACAAAUGAAGUAGCCCAGCUCAUUCAGGGAGGACGCCUUAUCAAACAUGAGAUGAGUAAAAAGGCAUCAGCAUAACAGUUU